GAUGUGGAUGCCUCGAUGCGACUUGUCAACGGGCCCUGACCACAGCCUGUCGGACCAUCCGUGAAGCCUUCGGCUCCGGGCUGCUGGAGCUUGGGGGCCAAGGGUGCGUGCGCCCCACCUAAGCUAGCUCUGGUUCUUUUCCCGGUCGUAAAAAACGGCCCUGCAUUUUUCUCCCCUGCUGUGAUUGAAAGCUGCGAAAUCCAUCUGUUUUGAACGCCACAUGAAAGCGGCCUAUCAUACUUAGUAUUCGAUAUCUCAACUCUCCUCCCCCAUGUCUUUCUCAUUCUCUUUUGCCGGUGAUGACAUAGACGAGGACGUUUCUGCACCCCAGAAAACUCCUCCAGCUCCAGCUCCAGCCCCGGCUGCCUCAACGUCCAGCGCCUUCCCAGUGCAGGGGAAGCCUCAGCUCCCCCCGGUCCACCAUGACCUGGGCCAGCUGCUGGCGAAGCUGCCGUCCAAGAUAGCAUACAGCCUUCUGGAUGUGGACUUGGACGGCAAGGGUUCCAUACAGAUCCCAAGGAGAGAGCUUUGGGAUGUCAGGCUCCAGCUGAUGGCCGAGGAAGACGCAGAAGGCGACGAGCUGGAGCCGGGUCUAGGGGCCCACGACGUCAAGACCGGCAUCUACGAGGGAGGAUUCAAGAGCUGGGAGAGCAGUGUUGACCUUGUCAAGGUCCUUGCGGCAAAACAGGUUCCCGGGGCCUUGGCUGCGGCGCCUUUCCACAUCAUAGAGCUGGGAUGCGGCACCGCAUUGCCAUCUCUCGCCCUCUUCCACUGGGCCUUGCACAGCAGGGCACAGGCAGCAGAGGGGGCACAGGAGCAUCAGACACCCUUGACACUCACACUGGCCGACUACAACCCCAGCGUCCUGCAGCUCGUCACGAUGCCCAAUCUACUCCUCGCAUGGGCCUUGAGUCGGAAAAGCUCUGACCAGCUCAUCCAGGAUGCCUUGUCUGUCACCGAGGGGGAGCUGGAGAUCACGGAGCAGGUUGUCGACUCGUUCAAGAGCUUCCUCACUUCGGCUGGUAUCAAUGUGUCCUUCAUCUCGGGUGGCUGGUCGCCCGAGCUUGUCGAGUUGAUCUAUACCAGCUCUGCUUCAGUGUCGAGCGGCACAAAUGGUGGCGGCGCCCUCCAUACUCUGAUCAUGGGGGCGGAGACCAUCUAUUCUCCAUUUGCCCUGAGUUCUUUCACGGACACUCUACUUUCGAUCCUGCGCAGAGAGCGUGAAGCUGGAUCAAGCCGCCAGGCUACGGCCAUUAUUGCCGCGAAGAGAUUGUAUUUUGGAGUCGGCGGUUCUCUUGACGACUUCGUGGACAAGAUGCGCGAUCUCGGCGCUGGCGUCAGUAUGGUGAGAGAAGAGACCGAGGGGGUGAGACGGGGUGUCGUCGAGUGCGUUCUUCCAUGAGGCACGGUAUAGAGCCGUGCCACAAGAUGUUGCGCACCUGUGCGCACUCGGACGACUCCAUCAGGAACAACGCCAAAAUUCUCCUCGAAGAUUGGGAAAGCCUAGUUUCCUUUUCUGAGACGAGUGGCUUUGACCAUGCUAAUGAGAAGCCCUCUCUUGGCCAGACUAGAAUCAGGUGGGUAUGCAGCUAUGGCUGGACGUUGAGCGUUUGCUGCACCUCCGGCGGCAAUGCGCGUCUAAGGGCAACGUUGGGCGCGGGAGACGCCCUGUUGUUAGCGAUUCAACACCGACUCGUCAACUUCCGCCGGCGCAGACCGCACCAGAGUCCCGUAUUGUCAAGAGUCCGCCGCAAACUCUUCCCAUGUCCGCUAUUACCCGGCCAUAUCCUUGGAGCAUACCCGUUCCCGCCAGAGUCGCAUCCGCAAUACGGGCCCUUGCGGGGCGCGGCAUUAACACUUCACUCAACGAAAUCAUCUCCGAAGAGGUCUAUAUGAAGGUUGCCGAGGGACGACGCCUCGUUGGCCGAUAGACGGCGAGUCGUGCGCUAGUGCUUCCAUAGUGAUGUGGAAUGCUCAGUCGUGUGGCCGUCGGCAACCGGGCUGUGGAAAACCUCCGCUCGGGAGGCCCGGCCGUUGAUGGGUGAUGAGGGCAAUACAGGCAGGCAUUGGCUGUAUAGGAUGAGGCAAAAUCAACUUCAAAGACAAUGACCACGCCAGAGGCUGCCGACCUGAGAAGUUCCUUGUGAGGACUAGAAGCAAGAUAGUCAUCAACUCCUAGUGAUCCAGACUACCACUAAGCAAUAUCUGAGCCUCUGGCGAUCGGGGUCUGCAGAUUCAAGCUUCUGAUGAAGAAGGUUGAGCGGCGGCCUGCUAGCACGCCACGGCCGAAGGUACAUGCAAGCUGCAGGGACCGCGUCCCCUGUGACGCAGGUACAGACUCUCCGUUCCUGAUAGGCACCGAAAUAAUUGGGUCAUGCAAAGCUUGGCGGUCUGACACCUUCUGGGGGCCCGGAGAUUUGGGUGCUCCUAGGCGUCGGGCGAACUUACCGCAAAAAAAAAAUUGCCUCGACCAAUUUGACUUUUCCCGGUUUUAAGCUCGCGAGUCGCCAACUGUGACGACUGCUGCUGUCAAAUCCGGCCCCGAACUGUAUGCAUCUGGCUGUCUGGGAGGGCCUAGCUCGCCCCUGAGGGCUGAUGGCAAGGCAAGGCACAGGGUAUGACAAGACCAGUCUCGUGCGGAGAUGAACGAGUGAUCGAUUGACAAGGCAGUUGUGACAAUCGAUGCUGUGCUUCUGCUUUUCCCCCAACUGUGUGCUGUACAAGUAUACAGUCAGACAGUGUGGUAUUGUGUGACAGGUACCAUCAGCUAACGAGUGGGCCGUGGCCAGACGGCCAAAGAGGUCUGAGAGGAUCCAGGACCCACAGGACACAGACAUUGUCGGUUCUCCGCGAUCAGAAGAGGGCGUGGCGCUACGACUUGCCACUACUACGCGACUGAUGAGUAGUGAGACGGCUGGACGGGCACCAGUAGAAAGUGGCUGGGGGGUUGGAGAGCUGGGGAAAGCUGGGCCCUCAUGAUUGGCAUGGGGUGACGAAGCGGGCUGCGACAAUGACGAGCCGACGAAUUCCUCGGGCGCCGCGAUGUACGCAAGUCUCAGGAGGCAUGACGAACGGCCUAACGGUACGGAGCCCGCCGUGCAGGCAGAGGCUGGCAGGCUGGCAGGCUGGCAGGCUGUCCACAGUAGGUAUACCGGCCGCGCCAGUGUCAAAAGGGACUGUCCUCGGCACGUCUAAACCUUAUGUUGGGAGGCCUGGGAGGGGAGCGCGGGUACACAGCCUCACGGCUCGGCCUGGAGUGUGGAGUGUGGACUGUAGUCUGUAGCGCACAAAGACUGACGAGUGGGUGUGCCAGAGUCCCAGAUUCCCAGUGUGCCACGCGGUCGAGACACGAUAGAGAGGCGCAGCAAUAGCGAUCUAGAUGCCGUGUGAGAGCUUAUACGGGGUGGAAGGUAGGGUAUGGAAUGGACGGGACUGCGAAUGAGAAUCGAUGGCACUGCGCGAAGACGCACCCAAUGAGGCCAAGGAUGGG
This is a messenger RNA of Diaporthe batatas, 3490 nucleotides long. Its product is annotated as protein-histidine N-methyltransferase. Gene Ontology annotation, molecular function: protein-L-histidine N-tele-methyltransferase activity. The coding region runs from base 272 to 1402 and encodes 376 amino acids. The record is from RefSeq and is a predicted model, not a curated record. The transcript has 2 exons. Gene Ontology annotation, biological process: peptidyl-histidine methylation, to form tele-methylhistidine. NCBI's taxonomy places the organism in Eukaryota, Fungi, Ascomycota, Sordariomycetes, Diaporthales, Diaporthaceae.